AUAAAAAAACAUGAAAAUCUCACUUUUUUAUAAUAUGGGACCUUUAAAGCCAGACACUAAAAAACUGAAAAGAAUCAGUCAGUGUAAGUGUGAAAUCCCCAAUAAAACGACUGUUUAUACCGCUGAGAGGCGUGAAUCAAAUGGGGGCGUGUGCUGUGAACAGCUGCCUCUCUAAUAAGUUAAAGUCCGAGAGGAGAGAGAAGCAGAGACACAGAACAAGACGCUCAACUAGUUGGAUGUAGCCUACCGGCUGCAGCUGGUUCUUCAUCUCCUCACUCUUCUUCUCCAUCUCCUCCACCGUGAGGAGGAGGAGAGACAGCCGGUCACAGCCGGGAUGAAGCUGGCAGUCUUAUGGUUGUGCAUGCUGCAUUUGGCCUUUGUCAGUGCUGGACUCUUCAACCGCAAGGAUCUUCAGACUGCACAUAGCAAUGUGUCUGUCAGCAGCAGGGCCCAACAAACCCCCCAGAGAAUCCAGCCCCUCAACACAGGGUCUUUAAACCGAGGCAGACAGAGACCACUGUUUGCGAGGAUAGGACAGUAUGAACGACAAAGGAUUAUUGUCCCGAAGAAGCCCAAAGUCCCUGUUCCUCCAAAAGAUGGUCCCUCUUCUCCUAAAGUGGUACCCAAACCUGUGAAGCCUAAGUGCUCUCAGCUUACACAAAGCUGCCUGCCCCAGUCUGGCUGCUGUGACCCAUCUGCCACAUGCCACUGCCGCUUCUUCAAUGCAAUCUGCUUCUGCCGGAGGACAAACUUGUAAUACUAGGAGAGAACAUAAAGAACACUAAUACACCAGAACUGAGAUGCAAAAAUAAACUCUAACAUUAGAGUCUAACGCACACUACAGGCCCAUGAACAGAGAUACCAUCACUCACGCUGCCACCAUUAUGUUAUAGCAGUUUAAACAACCACCUCAACGCACAGACUGGUGGAUCAUUUGGGUGGGACAAUAAGCAUCAUCUCACAAAGUCAGCCUCUUCAGUCAGUUAGCACACAUUUUAGUAGGAGUUUAACAAACUUGUAUACCUCUUGUGACAGGCAGCUGCUUGGAAAAACUAUCCACCAUAUACUUAAGCUUUCUUCUGAAAUUCAUUCAUUGUUAUGUGAAUUCCUUUGAACAAUACUUACUGUAUUAUCAUUAUCAUUAUUGUUGUUCUCAUUUUUGAUGUUGCUGACAUUGUUGUGACAUUUUACCAGUGUUUCAGCACCAGCGUCAUGUGACUACAUAUAUAUGUUUUGUAUUGUUUUGUGUUAUUAACAUUAAUGUAUCCAUCAUUUUGUGAAUUGCAUGAGAGAGCUCUAUCUGAUUAAAGAAAUUCUAUAUGAAUCCAAAGUCACAGAAAUU
Messenger RNA from Sebastes umbrosus (honeycomb rockfish), 1342 nucleotides. Its product is annotated as agouti-signaling protein-like. Gene Ontology annotation, molecular function: type 1 melanocortin receptor binding; neuropeptide hormone activity. The coding region runs from base 335 to 757 and encodes 140 amino acids. Lineage: Eukaryota; Metazoa; Chordata; Actinopteri; Perciformes; Sebastidae. The record is from RefSeq and is a predicted model, not a curated record. Gene Ontology annotation, biological process: adult feeding behavior; positive regulation of feeding behavior; hormone-mediated signaling pathway. Gene Ontology annotation, cellular component: extracellular region. The transcript has 3 exons.